Molecule: messenger RNA, 1557 nt
Organism: Sphaerodactylus townsendi
Lineage: Eukaryota; Metazoa; Chordata; Lepidosauria; Squamata; Sphaerodactylidae
Exons: 1
Coding region: 1-1191 (396 amino acids)
Source: RefSeq, a predicted model, not a curated record
AUGCCAGUAGUGAAGAAAAACUUCUGCCAAGGGAUUCCCGCCAGUAAUACCAUCACACCCUUAAAAGAUAACCGAACCUUCAUCAUUGCUCCAUACUUUGACAACAGAAAGAACAACAUGACAAGAGUGAUUGCAAUAGUCCACCACAAAGAGGUCAAGGAACUCUACUGCUGGUUCUGCCACCCAUCCAAGGGUGAAAUAUACAUCUCCAAGGCUGAAAUACAUGUCCUUUCUGAUAGAUUUGACUUUCCUUAUGGUGCCACUGACUUGCGUUGCCUAGAACCAGAAGCUUGGGAGCCACAUUAUAUGUUAAUACAUUGGUCUCCUUCUGGUGAUCCUGAUCACCUACCACUUUUUGAAAUAAGAAAUCGUGAUCAUGAAGGUUCCCUUGUGGAUUUCACAGUCUGCAUUUCCACCAUGUUUGGAGGAUACAACAAUGUCCUGCAGUUUGUGCAGAGCAUGGAGAUGUAUAAAAUUCUUGGGGUGGACAAAGUGGUGAUCUACAAGAACAGCUGCAGUCCACUGAUGGAAAAAGUACUGGACUUUUACAUUGCAGAAGGGAUUGUUGAGAUAAUCCCCUGGCCCAUUGAUUCCUACCUCAAUGUUUCUCCUCAGUGGCAUCAUGCAAUGGAUCCCAAGGACAUUGGCUACUAUGGCCAAAUCCCAGCCUUAAAUGACUGCGUCUACCGCAACAUGUACAGGAGCAAAUAUCUGCUGCUAAAUGACGUGGAUGAAAUUAUUCUGCCCAUUAAAUAUCCAGACUGGAAAACUAUGAUGCACAACCUUCAGGGCCAACAUCCAACAGCUGCUGUCUUCUUCUUUGAGAGCCAUCUUUUCCCUGAACAUGUCUUCACCCUCCAUGAUCCAUUCAACAUUUCCUCUUGGAGAAAGAUACCUGGUACCAACAUACUGCAACAUGUUUUUCGGGAACCUGAUAGCGACCCAGUCCAGAACCCUCGUAAAAUGAUCAUUGAUCCACGGAAAGUGGUCCAGCAAUCUGUCCAUAAAGCUCUCCAGGCAUAUGGAGGCGAUGUUAAUGUUCCAAUGAAUGUUGGCUUCAUGCUUCAUCACCGGGCUACUAAGCAACCAAAGCUUCCAAGAGAAUCCCUCAUUAUGGACACAAGUCUCUGGAAAUAUAAUAUGUCUUUGGUUGAGAAUGUUAAUAAAGCUCUCCAUCGAAUAGGACUGUAAGACAGGGAGUAUAGCUGAGGGGGGGUCUUACUCAUAGAUAUGCAUGCUGUUGGACAGGUUUAGUGAAGUGGAGCUGUAGAGAUAAGAGCAGUGGAAGGACAGUCUUUUAGACUAGAGCAUACCACUGACAAUGUUUUCCCUUCCCUUGUUCUAACCAAAGAGGCAUGUAAAAACUAUAAGUGAGAGAAAGUUGGUUUCACAUCUCCUCGUUCUAGCCAAUGACAGGAAUAACGGCUGUGAUGGACAUGACCAGCUGUAGCAAGUGGUAGCUCCAUUUGUGUUUUCUGUUUCUUUCUUAUAACAAUUGUGAACUAUUUUUCUUGUAGUUGUACAUUCAGAAGAAACUGUAACUUUAUUUAGUUUUAA